AUGAUGUUCCCCAGCCUCAUCGCCCCGCCGGCCGUCUACCCCAGCCUCCUCCGGCCGACCCCCACCCUCACCUUGCCUCAGUCGCUGCAGUCAGCUUUUUCCAGCCAUUCCAGCUUCCUGGUGGAAGAUUUGAUCCGGAUCAGCAGGCCCACCAGUUACUUGCCCAGGACUGCCCCCCAGCCCAGCAUGUCCCCCCCAACCUCGGCGGCCAGGACGGACUCGGGAACGCCGGAGCUCACCAGCUCCACCACCGCCGCCGGUUCCAGGAGGAUCUGUUCGCCACAGACUUCCAGCAACGACUCCACUUUCCUGAAGUUUGGAGUCAACGCCAUCCUCUCCUCCGCCCCCCGCUCCGAAACUUCCCCUGCGUUACUUCAGAGCGUUCCUCCAAAGACUUUCUCCUUUCCGUACUUUGAAGGAUCCUUCCAGCCCUUUAUCAGAUCUUCCUAUUUCCCAGCUGCCUCUGCCGUGGUCCCCAUCCCUGGCACCUUCUCCUGGCCGCUGGCUGCCCGUGGCAAGCCGCGCCGGGGCAUGCUGCGUCGCGCUGUCUUCUCUGACGUGCAGCGGAAGGCACUGGAGAAGAUGUUCCAGAAGCAGAAGUACAUCAGCAAACCCGAUAGGAAGAAGUUGGCAGCCAAGCUGGGCCUCAAGGACUCACAGGUGAAGAUCUGGUUCCAGAACAGGAGGAUGAAGUGGAGGAACUCCAAAGAAAGAGAGCUGCUCUCUUCUGGUGGCUGCAGAGAACAGACCCUACCCACCAAGUUCAACCCUCACCCAGAUCUCAGUGAUGUAGGCAAAAAAUGUUCAGGGGAGGAGGAAGAAGAAAUUCCCUCUGUGUGCCCACCCAGCCCCCAGCAUCCAUUAACCUACCACCAGUCCCCAGACCAUCUACACUUGAGGGACAGACUGGACUCCCAGAGGUCUCCUUCUCCGUCCCAUUCUAGCAGCCCCAGCAAACCUUCAGAUUUCUCAGACUCAGAGGAAGAGGAUGAUGAAGGGGAAGAGGAAGAGGAGGAGAUCACAGUCUCUUAG
Molecule: messenger RNA, 1032 nt
Organism: Indicator indicator
Lineage: Eukaryota; Metazoa; Chordata; Aves; Piciformes; Indicatoridae
Gene: DBX1
Product: developing brain homeobox 1
Exons: 4
Coding region: 1-1032 (343 amino acids)
Biological process (GO): cell differentiation in spinal cord; regulation of transcription by RNA polymerase II
Molecular function (GO): DNA-binding transcription factor activity, RNA polymerase II-specific; DNA binding
Source: RefSeq, a predicted model, not a curated record